Messenger RNA from Acipenser ruthenus (sterlet), 3865 nucleotides. RefSeq names its product putative ferric-chelate reductase 1. Lineage: Eukaryota; Metazoa; Chordata; Actinopteri; Acipenseriformes; Acipenseridae. Gene Ontology annotation, molecular function: oxidoreductase activity, acting on metal ions. The coding region runs from base 268 to 2160 and encodes 630 amino acids. The transcript has 16 exons. The record is from RefSeq and is a predicted model, not a curated record.
AAAUUUUACAGCUCAAGUGCUGCUACAUGUUUUAUAACAACGCUCUCUUUCUUUCACUUGAGAAAACGAAUACAUUUACUUAUAUUAAAAUAUAAAAAAACACUGCGUUUCCUUUUUCAAGUUCUUAAAAAAAAAUGUCAAGUCACAAUGCAACAACAUCGAGUUCUCUGACGCAAGCUCUGACUCAAGUCUGCUCGCCCACCGCAGCUAUAUGGGAUCCAGGUGUUUUUUCUGUUUGUUUUACAACGGUGCUAGUACACUGACAAGAUGGGCAAACAGGACUUGUUCAUCUUUCUUCUCAUCAGUUGUAAUUUCAUGGGUGUCUCUGGCUAUCCAAAUGGCUUAGUUACAGAUUCAUGCAUUAACAUGACACCACUGCAUGGUGGAGCCAAUGCUCAGACUUCAGCUGCUCCCUUCAGCGUCACAGCUAGUAAAACUACAUACAGUCCAGGAGAUCAAAUUACAGUGACCCUCCAAGCUAAGUCAGGUACCUUCCGAGGAUUCUUGCUGCAAGCUCGGCAGAUUGGAGGAGGUGCUGCUGUUGGUUCUUUCACAAUUACUGAUCCUACAAACACUCGGGGUCUAAACUGCAAUGCAGACUUUUUACUCCAGAAUUCUGCUGUCAGUCACAUGUCUAGUUCAGACAAGUCACAGAUCCAAGCCACAUGGAAUGCACCCAAAUCUGGCACUGGGAAUGUCGAAUUCAGAGCCACCUUUGUUAAAUCAGAGUUUAUAUUUUGGGUUCAAGUUAAAAGUUCACAAGUGAGCUUCAAUACUAUUACACCUGCAAGUCCUGCACCUGCAAGUCCUGCACCUGCAAGUCCUGCACCUGCAAGUCCUGCACCUACAAGUCCUGCACCUGCAAGUCCUGCACCUGCAAGUCCUGCACCUGCAAGUCCUGCACCUUCAAGUCCUGCACCUGCAAGUCCUGCACCUGCAAGUUCUGCACCUGUAAAUUCUGCACCUGCAAGUUCAUCAUUUAAUCCAAGUUCAUCCCUGGUAUUAAUUUCCAGUGCUGGUUGUGGCACCAAUAAAACCUGCUUCAGCAAUCCUGCAGGAUGUAAUGCAGCCACGAACGCAGACUGCUACUUCAUGUCUUCUGCUUCACCGCAAGGAGGCAGUGAUGGUAUCCAGUUUGAAAUUAGCGGCAAAUCCAACGGUUACAUUUCUAUUGGAUUUUCAGAUGACACAGAAAUGGGAAAUGAUGACAUAUAUAUCUGUGGUCAGGAUAGGAAUGGAAACAUCCAGGUCCAACAUGCUUUUUCUACAGGAAGAAGUACACCUACAAUUAUACCUCUGGAAAAUGUUUACAACAUCGCAACUUCUUUCAACAAUGGGAUCAUCAAAUGCUCUUUUAUAACAAGAAACGCCAUAUCAACACAGCAGAGAGCCGCAAACACCUCUUACUACAUAUUUAUGGCUAAUGGACAGACAAAUGGCGGGGCCAUACAGUACCACCCUUUAAGACCUUUUAUUACAGAGGACAAAGUUAAUCUUUUAGGUUCCCAGAUAGCAAGUGGAAAUGCAAACAGACCUGCUAUCAUUAAAACGCACGGUGCUCUUAUGCUAAUAGCCUGGAUGACCACAGGAAGUAUUGGAAUGAUAAGUGCCAGGUAUUUUAAGCAAGUAUCAAAAGGGAAACAAAUUCUUGGAAAAGACAUCUGGUUUCAGGCCCACGUGUUCCUUAUGCUGCUAACUGUAGCUGCAACAAUAACUGCCUUUGUGCUUGCCUUUGUAUCUGUGAGAGGGUGGAGUGGUGGAGCUCAUCCUGUUAUAGGGUGUAUAGUGAUGGGUCUAGCCUUGAUCCAGCCACUUAUUGCUGUCUUUCGUUGUGCUCCAGACAGCAAAAGGAGGAUUGUCUUCAAUCUUGUGCAUGCUAUAAAUGCUUUGGUGAUCAAAGUUCUUGCAGUGACCUCAAUAUUUCUUGGUCUGCAGCUUCUUGAUAACUCUCCAAAUCAAUGGCUGCCUAAAGUUAUGGGAGGUUUCGUUGGAUGGGAAUUCCUUAUUUAUCUCGUGCUAGAUUUCAAUCUCUUUUUAAAAAAGGAAGAAAUAUAUGAAAAUGUAGUGAAGACUCCACCUGAACCAAAGGUGCUGCUUAUUUACAUUCUUGGAAACUUGAUGUUUUUGAUAGCUCUUCUGGUUGGAAUAGGCCAAACAUAAAGAGGACCCACACAAAUUGAAUGCUCAAACAUUAUAGUGUGUGAGGAACAUACACUGUUGGCAGUUAUAGGCUAAUUACAUUAUUUUACUGCUCCUUGCUGAAGUCUCCAUAAGGUGUAUAAUGUUGGGUGUAUAUAUAUUAUGAUUGAAUAUAAAAUAAUACAUGUUUUUACAUAUAGUAUAAGGAUGUUUGACUAAACACCUUCCAUAGCACUGUAAACAGGGUGUAGCCAUCAUAGCAGAGCCAGGGAUUCUUUAGGGAAGAAAUUCCACACUGUCCACACUCUUUAGGAACAUGAUAAUGUAAUGAAUCUCCUCCUAGUGGCUGGUCAGUUAAUAUAGACAUCAGCAUACAACACGUAGUUACCUCUAGACAAGAGUUUGCUCUUUAGUUGAAUGGUAAGCCUUUCUCUUUGAACCAUAUGGUUUGCAUCCCGUCCUUGUUUUUCCAUUCAAUGUCCAAAGUACGUUAACUGAUGGAAUUUUGUUGUGAAUAUACUUUCUUGCACAUUUCUUGCAAAGUUGCAUAUUAAAAAAACAUGAAAUAGUCACCUUAAUUUCAUAAAACUGCAUGAAUACAGCCAUCGGUCAUACAUGUAUAAUAAUUAUAUAAUUUGGAUGAAACUUGACAUCCUGGGGAACAUUUAGGCCCAGAUUUAUAAAAUGAUUGCGCAUGUUUUACGACCAUAAAACGGGUGUUAAGGGUUCUGAAUGCUUGAAUGGGAUUUAUAAAACACACGCAAUGACAUAAACACACAAUUAAGACGUGAUUUGCGAGGGCAAUGUCUCUGUGCACUUUAGCCCUUGAUGCAUAUGCAAUUCUGUAUAUGCAUUGUAAUUCUGGGGCGUUUCUGAACGAAACCGCUAAAAUUGGUAUGGGAUUUUGCAAAUGAGGUCUAUUAAAUAUUCUGUCUAAUUUAUUAAAGCUGCCAGUAAUUGCGAGCCUCAUGUUUGCAGCAAGAAGGAGGCAUUGUUUUCAAGGACAUAGAAACAUUUAAUAACAUUUUGCAAAGAGAACAUUUUUUAACCCUUCUGAUCAAGUCAGUUUGUAAAUUGCGGUUUAUAAUACCGUAUUGUUUUGCAAACUCCAAUUUUCAAUACGUUUCAUAACUUACAUGACAAAAAAGAAAGUCUGCAAAUAGAGAAUAUAGAAUCCAUGUUAAGGUUCUGAGAAGCACCUAAAAAGGUUUCCCCACAGUGGCAAAGCAAGGUUCUAGAGUGCCUUUACUUCUAGAGUGUAGGCAUUAUUAUAAGAACGGUGGAGAUUAAGAAAAGAGUCUCAUAUACAUGUAAUACAAUGAGGGCUCAUCCUCCAUCAUUAUUUUAAUAAUGCCUACAGAAUUUAUGUUUUGUAAUAUGGCAUUCUGGUAUUUAACAAUACUGGUUCAGGCAGUAUUGUUAAAUUCGAGUUUGAAAGAAAAACGGUAAAAAAAAAGGCACAUCUGAAUAAUGUAGCUAUAUUAUAGACCGUACAGAUAUGCUUAAAAUCAUACAUAGUCAGAAAUACAGACAUACAUAAGAAAUAGAGUUGUAACUGCAUAAGAAUUUAAGAAGAUAUAAGUCAUAGUUAAACUGAAGACUGUUUGUAUGAAGCUGUACGGAGUUAUUGUUGUUGAACAUAUUGCUGUACAAUGGAAGGAUUUUCUACCAGUUUGACUGCCAUGGAUGUAAGUAAAUAAAAGUUAUUGUUUCUGAAGUUUGAAAA